UGUGUGUGUGUGUGUGUGCGUGUGUGUGUGUGUGUGUGCAGUUUCAGAUCUUUUCUCCCAUGAUGCCUCGGGUGUCGUUCUCCGCCCCCUCUCAGCUCGCCGCCCUCCUCCCGCUGCUGUCCCGCCUCCUCCCGUCUCUCCCCGCCCCGGUCCGAGACUCUGACGUCCCAGCUCUGUUUCGAGAGCGUUUCAUCGUGUCCGGUUACCGGCCAGCGGGGUUGCCGUGGCGAAGCUACGUCCUCAGUCUCUUCCAGAUCCACAACGAGACACUGAACGUGUGGAGCCACCUGCUGGCCGCCACCGCCGUGGCGCUGAGGUUCACUGCGUUCGCCGUCCUGCAGGGAGGGGGGCUCCUGGGUGUCCGGCUGCAGGGUCCUGAGGGUCAGGGCGUCUCUGUGGACGCAUCCUCGCUGCCGCUCGUCCUCUACGCCAUCUCCGCCAUCACAUACCUGAGUUGCAGCGCUGCGGCUCACCUGCUUCAGUCUCACUCUGAGCGCGCUCACUACUCGCUCUUCCUCCUGGACUACGUGGGCGUGGCCGUCUACCAGUAUGGCUGCGCUCUGGCUCUGAGCCUGUACAGCGCCGACCCUGCCUGGACGCAAAGCAUGCUGGGACAGGUAUUCCUCCCGGCCGCCGCCCUCCUCGCUUGGCUCUCUUGUGCCGCCUGCUGCUACGCCAAGCUCCGUUUCCGGCGGCCAUACCCGCUGCACAGGAAGCUCUGCCAGGUGCUGCCGAUGGGCGUGGCCUACCUGCUGGACAUCAGCCCGGUCGCUCACCGCCUCGCCACGCACAGCUGGACGAGCAGCGCCGCACUGCCGUUGCAUGUCCUGCAGGUGGUGCUGUUCCUGCUCUCGGCCUUCUUCUUCUCCUGUCCCGUUCCAGAGCGCUUCUCCCCGGGCCGCUAUGACAUCAUCGGCCACGGCCACCAGCUGUUCCACCUGCUGCUGGCGCUCUGCACGCUGGCCCAGCAGGAGGCGCUGUUCCACGACUUCCUGUGGCGGCGACCGGCACUGGUCAGGGAGUUCGGAGAGCAGCGCCUCCUGCUGGCCUGCGCCUCCUUCCCCUGCCUGGCGCUCUGCUGCGCCAUGACGGCGCUCGCCAUGAGGAGGCGGGCCCAAGAUCAUCUGAUGAAAGAGCAGAGAUGAAGAUGAGUCUGUGAACAUAUGAGGGAUUUACUGUGCAUUCAUGAAGUGUGUGUG
Messenger RNA from Centropristis striata (black sea bass), 1199 nucleotides. RefSeq names its product membrane progestin receptor beta-like. The coding region runs from base 60 to 1145 and encodes 361 amino acids. The transcript is spliced from 5 exons. Gene Ontology annotation, cellular component: plasma membrane. Gene Ontology annotation, biological process: response to steroid hormone. The record is from RefSeq and is a predicted model, not a curated record. Lineage: Eukaryota; Metazoa; Chordata; Actinopteri; Perciformes; Serranidae. Gene Ontology annotation, molecular function: steroid binding; nuclear steroid receptor activity.